Molecule: messenger RNA, 3986 nt
Organism: Dendrobium catenatum
Lineage: Eukaryota; Viridiplantae; Streptophyta; Magnoliopsida; Asparagales; Orchidaceae
Exons: 2
Coding region: 1470-2378 (302 amino acids)
Source: RefSeq, a predicted model, not a curated record
AUUAAAAGAGAGAGAAAGUGAUUGGUUGAGAGAAAGAGAGGCAGCAGUAGAGGUUCUUAUCCAUAACAUGCCAAAAAAUGAAUCGUUUCUUACUUUGUGGAAAAACUACGUCUACUAGGGUUUACGCUUUUUCCUCCGUCUGACCGCCUUUGGGGUGGCUUCCGCCUGCGGGAGAGGUCUGCUCCUCUCCCCUCUCUCUCGGAUGGAUCUUAAUCCGUCAGAUUUUCCACCUAUCGCCGGCUCUUCCCUUCUUGGCGCCGCUCCUCCACCCCGCACAGGGACCUCUGAAGGGGCAUCUCUCUAGACACUCUCGCUUGUGGGGUAUUCCAUUGGUCAGCGGCCAUAUUACGAACGCCUACUAGCAGCCAUGAAAAAGGUCUGGCCUUUGAAAGGUGCGAUCUCUCUGAUUUCUUUGGCGGAUGGUUUUUUUUCUUAUCAAGUUUUCUUCUCAAGAGGAUUAUGAUGUAAUUUCGUCCGGAGGACACUAGUUUCUACUUGGGAAACCAUUUAUUUUACAGAAAUGAUCUCCCAAGUUUAAACCUAAACAGGAUGAAGAUGCCUUUAUUCCCAUAUGGAUAAAAAUUGUGGAUCUCCCUCUCGCUCUUUGGACGCCUUAUGGCAUCUCCAAGAUCGUUAGCUUCAUUGGUAUUCCUCUGUCUGUUGACUCAUUAACUGCGAAACGCUCCUAUUUGACGUUUACCCGAGUCUGUGUUCAAAUUUUAAAAGAUUAUUUACUUCCCGAUAUGAUCCCCAUGGAAAUUGAUGGGGAAGACAUGUCUCUAAAAGUCAUCUAUGACUGGAAACCCACACGGUGUGAAGGAUGUCGCUCUCUUAUUCACCCUUUCUCGCAGUGUCCCGCUAACCCCAACCCUAACUAUUUAUCCGGCAGCAUCAUCAAACCAAAUGCUCUUUCCUCCGGAGCAAAUUCAUCAAACCAACUAUUCACUGCAAAUUGCUCCAUUUUGUUCGACUCCACACGCUUCACCUGGAUCUACUUAAUUCACACCAAAGCUGAAGCUUUAACUCAUUUCAUACACUUGAACAAACUUAUUCAAACAAAAUUUAACUCAAAAAUAUAGGCAUUACGCUCGGACGGGGGAGGUGAGUACACGAGCCAACUACCAAUCAACCUAGACGUCCUCUACAACCAGUUGUGCAGUGAGGAAAUACACCGGUAAUCCGAACUUAAUCGAGAGAUCACGCCGACAUCUGACACGGCUGCCUUCUAUGCCUCCCGCAACAACACUUCUCGUGGCAGAUCCUCUGCUCGUGGUACCAGGGGCAGAGGAGCUUCUUUCAGACAAAGUCCCUCAACCAAUCGUUCGCCUAACGAUGCCCCCCGACCCACCUGCCAAAUCUGCGGCAAGCAGGGUCAUGUUGCCUCAGUGUGCUGGCAUCGCUUUAACUCCUCCUACAACUCAGGAUCCAACUCUACACCCCGAGCGUUAUACUCUGGUCCCUCCUCCACCAUGUCCAAUGACUGGGUCUUGGACUCAGGUGCUACUGCACACCUCACUCCAGACGCCUCCCAAAUGAUAAAUUCCAGUCAGUAUGCCGGAUCCGAUACGAUCUCGACGGCGAAUGGCAGCUCCCUUCCUAUCCACAACACCGGUCAAGGCUUUCUUCCUCUCCCUGACUCAACCCGUAAGCUCUACCUUCAUAAAAUUCUUCACGUACCUCUCCUCUCUCACAACCUUCUCUCCAUUCAUAAAUUAACUACUGACAACAAGCUCCCAAUUAUUCCUAUCUUCGGACCUUCAGAUGCCUUUGCUUCCCUUGGCUACAACCCACCACUCCGUCCAAGCUACAUCCUCGAUCACACUAGUGCAUCUUCCUCGACUACUCCCCCAUACACAAAGGCUAUCGUUGCCUCAAUCUUACAACGUCCAAACUUCACAUAUCCCGUCACGUUAUAUUUCAUGAAUCGGUUUUCCCAUGUCGAACUACAACCCCAUCCUCAUCUUCCCCUCCCACAUCAUUUCCCCUAUAUACCUCCACAUCUCUCCUACUCCCAAUCUCUACGACCAUCACUUCACCCACACUCAACAUUCCCACUGCUCCCACCUCAACUAUGUCUCCCAGCCCGCCAACUUCUUCACCUUGACCUUCUCCUUCACAAUCCUUCAACUCCCAAGCUCCUACCCCACCGAUCACCAACCCACGACCUCAGCCCUCCAUUCAUCCAAUGCAGACUAGACUUCGCUCUGGCAUUCACUGUCCCAAACAGAUACUCGAUCUCCUUACCACCACCAAAGUCACCUCCACACCCUCCACAUACAAUCAAGCCUCUCAAUCCCCUCACUGGCGAGCUGCCAUGUCGGCCGAAUUCAUGGCCCUUCAAAAACAGGGCACCUGGUCCCUCGUCUCACCUCCCGUGAACACUACUAUCCUCGGCUGCAAAUGGACAUUCAAACUCAAACACAAUCCGGACGGCUCCGUCGAACGGGUAUAAGGCGAGAUUAGUGGCCCAAGGAUUCAACCAGGAAUUCGGCAUCAACUACCGGGAAACCUUCAAUCCGGUUGCCAAAAUGCCCACUAUCCGGAUACUCCUCCUCAUCUCUCUGCACUUCGGAUGGCCAACCUUACAGUUCAACAUUUCGAACGCCUUUUGCAUGGAGACCUUCAUGAGGACAUUUAUAUGCAGCAGCCGCCUGGCUUCCCGGACAACCACUCACGUUUGCAAGCUGCACAAGACCAUCUAUGGUCUGAAACAAGCUCCCCGGGAAUGGUAUAAUACUUUUACCAAAUCCCUACUCACAUUCGGCUUCCAGUUCAGCAAGGCAAAUCCUUCCUUGCUCACCCUUCGCAAUGGCAGCGUCAAACUCUUCUUAUUGAUCUACGUCGAUGAUCUCCUCAUCACCAGCAACGACAAGAGCACUCUCACCAAGCUCCUUGAUCACCUGAAUCGAUAGUUCUCCCUUAAACAGCUUGGGACAAUCUCACAAUUUCUGGGAAUUCAGGUGUCUCCCACUACAACAGGCUUUCUACUCCAUCAAACACAAUACGCUCUUGAUUUAGUUGAGUCAGCCGGCCUGCACCAUAGCAAGCCAACUCAGACACCAGCUGCCCUCUGGUCCACUCCAACCACAGCUGAUUUUGCUCUGUAUUUCAAUCCGCACUAGUACAGACAACUGGCAGGCUCAUUCAAUUACCUGACCAUUACAAGACCGGACAUUGCCUACGCUGUCAACUGCAUCUGUAAAAAAAUGCAUUGUCCCACCGUAGCUGACUUCACCGCCCUCAAACGCCUGCUUCGCUACGUCCAAGGCACGGCCUCCUUCGGUCUUCCUCUCCAACCAAGCUCUUUCCAGCUCACCACCUACUCCAACGCUGACUGGGCUGGAGACUCUCUUGAUCGCAAAUCCCUCACUGGAUUCUGCACCUACCUCGGCACAAGCUUGAUUUCCUGGUGCGUAAAGAAGCAGACUACCUUCGAGAAAUCGUCCACCGAAGCCGAGUACAGGGCCCUCUCCUCAUCCACCUCAGAUGUCAUCUGGCUUCGGUGCCUACUCGCUGACUUCGACAUUCAUCUGGACAAACCAACUCCGAUCUUUUGCGACAACACCUCAGCAAUCGCACUGGCUCACAAUCACGUGUUCCAUUCCCGAACCAAGCAUAUCGAAAUUGAUUACCAAUUUAUCAGGCAUCACAUUGACACCGGAGCUAUGAUCAUUCACCACAUCAAUUCGGAAGACCAGCCUGCCGACAUACUCACUAAGCCUCUCUCGACCCCUCGCUUCACUAAUCUCACGACCAAGCUAAGCAUUCGCUCCUCGAAUCCUCAGCUUGUGGGGGGCUGUGAAGACACACGUGGCUUGGCACGUGACCAACCAACUAAGCCGGCCGAUGCGUCUCUCCACCAACUGACGCACAGUGCUCAGACUGGCACCAAUGGCCACUAACGGCUUGUGAUCAUUACGCAUCUCAUCUACUCUAUAUAUAAUGUACCCAAUAGAAUGCAAACUAAUGAAAUGAAAUCACUAAUC